Dreissena polymorpha is the source of this 1330-nucleotide messenger RNA. RefSeq lists its product as uncharacterized. The transcript has 11 exons. Bases 4 to 939 code for a protein of 311 amino acids. NCBI's taxonomy places the organism in Eukaryota, Metazoa, Mollusca, Bivalvia, Myida, Dreissenidae. The record is from RefSeq and is a predicted model, not a curated record.
GAUAUGUCCUUUGCCGGGAAGCCUUUUGUUUAUUCUGUUUCAGGUGAAGAACAUGUCUGGUGCAGCAGCGAUGUUUGUGUUCUUGUUGCCGGGGAUUCCAAUGUCCAUCGUUUGAAGUCUGCGUGUCCUCCAAAUACAAGGAUUGACUUUCUGCCCGUAUCUGGUGCAAAGUAUGUGUCUGACCGGAAGGGCUUAAAAAAGCUGCUGCAUCAAGAGCUGAUGUCAGGUUGUUACGACAUAUUGUACCUGCAUCUUGGCUCUAACGAUGUUUGCUGCAAGGAUAGCGAUUUCUACCGUUGUGUGACAGAGAUCCUUGAUGUAGUAUUAAGUGUGUGCACUGAAAUUAACGAUGUGCUUUGCGAAAUUCUUCCACGUGAUUUUGAUGUGAGAAUGUUUCCCCGUUGGCCACUCUCAGGGGCACAGUUGAGGAACUACUGCCAGUGGAUAAGGAGUGCAAACAGCAUGCUGUGGGAACUGAGUUACCAUGUGCCGUUUGUGAGAUACAUGGACUAUGGAGCAACUAAACAGAAGUCCCUGUACUUGUCCCAUGAUGGACUACAUCUGAGUGCUGAAGGGGCUAGGAGGUGUUUAGCAUCCAUACAGGACAACCUGCCAAACCAACUGUGUGUGGAGGCUGCUGUUCAAGAUCCUACAGAAUGGCCAGCUCUCGCAGCCACGGAAGUACCGGUUCAGGAGCAUGACAGCACCAUAGCACUCUUUUCGGAUAUUGUACAGACUGGAACUCAACAAGAGAUUCAAGACAAGGUAGAUGCAAGUGAAGUACAAGUUACCAGGGACAUUAAGCCUCAGACACAUAAAAUAACGGUUGUCACAGCCAGAGCUAAGAGGUCUGCGACCAGAAAUGUCAAAAGAUAUGGAAAGAAGUUGGCAAAGAAAUGCCAAAACAAGGUCAUGCUGCAGUGGAUUUGUUUACCUUGACAUUACUGAAGAUGUGGCUGUUUUCCUGGCUGCAUACAAGUUGAAUGACUUAUGCUUGAAACGCAAGAAGAUGGAAGUCAAGACUGGUAAGGUUAAAAGGGAGAAACCUACCUUGACGAAAAAGAAGAACAAACAGGUCCCUUGCUACAAUUGCCCAAACUGCAGGGUGUGCUGUUCAUCUGAAGAUGCCCUGAUCGACCAUUUCAUAAGGAAGCAUUCAUCGUGGAAAGUUGAUAGGCCUGACACACUUUACAAUCAGGAAGAUGAAAUCAACGUGACAUCCAACAUCCAUUGCCACCGAGACACUGAAGAGAAGCCCCAACAAGAUGACAACGCCGCAAAUGAAGAUCAAGUCAACGUGCCAUCCCACUUCUUUUUCCAACGAGACAUA